CCCCGGGCAAUAGGGGAUCAUGGGGCCCCUGUGUCCUUGCCUAAACUCAAAAAAGCCUAUGAAAAAGGUACCAGGGGCAUCUCAUGGGGCCCCCUACUGACCCCAGGCCCUCGGGCAGUGCCCGAGUUUCCAAAUGGUCAGUCCGCCCCUGGCCCUCGGACAGUGCCCGAGUUUCCAAAUGGUCAGUCCGCCCCUGGUAGCGUUACAUGCCUAUUUUUACACUUCUUUUUAUUUGCGAGUGAAUCUUAUCUUUGAUUAUUAAAAGCUGUUUUACCUUACUAUGCUUAGUGGCCUCUUGUCCUCUCUCCUCCCUUGCUUAUAUUCCAGAGUUGCUUCUUACUGUAAGGACCAGACUGCUGCUUAGUGGACUAAUAGUU
Staurois parvus is the source of this 377-nucleotide messenger RNA. The record is from the annotation of a GenBank genome assembly. NCBI's taxonomy places the organism in Eukaryota, Metazoa, Chordata, Amphibia, Anura, Ranidae.